AUGGCGCUGACGAUUGUCGGGAAGUUUUCCGUCCUGUGUGCGCUCUUAGCCUUGGGAGAUGCAGCGCCGACAGCAGAGGCAGGUGUCCUCCCCUUCGGAAUGCCUACUUAUCCUCCUCCUCUCUCUCCUGCGUAUCCUUUAGCUAGUCCUUUGUCUACACCCGUGGCCAAUGCUUUCCCUCCCUCUUAUCCUUGUAUGCAGAAGCUGACUACACUCUGCACGCAAGCGCAUCAUGUCCCCUGUACUUACCAAAUUCCCUUCACGGCUCUCCACCAAGUCCCCGUUGUAUGCAGACGCGAAGUCCAGGCCCUCGCCACGUUUCAAGCUCCUGCUGUAGCCACCUACCAUGCUCCUGCGACGGCUACGUACCACUCCCCUGCCACAGCUGCAUAUCAUGCUCCCGCCACAGCCACCUAUAAAGCACCCGCGACGACGCUGUACAAUGCCCAUAUGACAGCUGAGUACCAUGCCCCUGUUACAGCCGUGUAUCACGUCCCAGGAACAGCUGUGUACCACGUCCCUGCCACGGCCCUGUAUCAGUCUCCCUCAACGGCCACGUAUCAUACUCCAGCUACAGCUACGUACCACACCCCUGCCACAGCCAUGUACCAUGCCCCUGCAACAGCCACGUACCAUGCCCCAACCACGACCACGUACCAGGCUCCGGUCACGGCGACGUACCACACCCCCGGAACGGCCUUGUUCCAAACCCACCAUGUUGCCACUAUCCCCGCGGGCCAGAUUCACCACAGCGUCGUGUCCUAUGGCCUCCCAAUGGCACCUCUCGUGCCCCAUGCGGCCUACGGGAAAAAACGCUGA
Molecule: messenger RNA, 819 nt
Organism: Penaeus vannamei (Pacific white shrimp)
Lineage: Eukaryota; Metazoa; Arthropoda; Malacostraca; Decapoda; Penaeidae
Product: ice nucleation protein-like
Source: RefSeq, a predicted model, not a curated record